CGCCGUCGCCGACGUCGCCGACGACCGGGGAGACGCACGUAGUCUAAACGUGAGACUCGUACCGACGUCGUCGUCGUACUCGCCGGUAGUCGUACGCUGUUUUCUCCGAGACAACCCCCACGGCUCUAGGGUUCCUCACGCCGCUCCAACUUGGGAUCCGUCAAGGUUAACUGAGUACCAGUCCCGGUUCGUAACCAGACACCGAAAAGAUGGCAGCGUUCGUCGCGAAGCAGAUGGUCGGCAACAAGCUGAACGCGGUUAAAGGAGCCGUUGGUGGCGAAGGCGGAGACGAAGAUGACAAGGAGAAGGAGGAGGAGGCCGAGAGGGAAAGGCAAGAAGCUAUCCGGGAGGCUGAAGAGCGAAGGAAGGAGAAGCACCGCAAAAUGGAAGAGGAACGGGAGAAGAUGCGACAGGAGAUCAGGGACAAGUAUAACAUAAAGAAACGAGAGGAAGUGCAGGAAGCGACCCAGGAGGAGCCUAAUCCUCUGAUGCGUAAGAAAAAGACGCCGGAGGAGCUGGCCGCGGAAGCUGAAGCGGAGGACGAGGACGAGAUUACCAAAAUCAGGAACGCGUUAGACACGCAUAUACAAGACAUCAAAGCGCAAGUACUGGAAGGUAAAUGCGAACUCCAAUAAGCCUACCUGCACCCCAGAAGCGGUCGGUGAGCGGCGGCGGUGGCACCGUGUGUCGCCGGGCCCGCGUCCGCAUCCGCAUCCGCCUCUCAGCCCCUACGACACCACGCGGAACGACGGAACAAGAACGAACCAGACCCGACCACGUGUCGAGAAAGCCGAGGAGAAAGGGAAACAACGAUCAAACGACAACCGGGAAUACGCCAGCGGCAACGACAACACCAGCGACAGCGGCAGCGCUUCCUUUGUCCCCGUCUUCGUCGUUGCUCGAGCAACGAUCGAUCCCAGAUUCCGAUUGACUCGUAGAAAACAAGGGAAACGAAACGCGGAAACUGGAAACACGCGGCGAGAUACUCUCCGGUGUUCCUUCAGGAUUCAAUGUAACGAUCUUCGAGGAUCUUCGAAGAUUUCGGACGGUUUUAGGGAUGAUAUUAGAGAGGAAUCUUUGAAGAUGGUUUUAAGGAGAAUUUUGGGGAGGUUUUGAAUGGAAGGGAUAGUUCGAUGAUUGUAGAGGAUAUAGGAGAUUCUUUGAGAAUGGACAGAGGAAUUCUUGCCUAUUCGAAGGCAGAGACUCGUUUGUUGGAAUGGAAGAUGAAAUUGACAGAAGGUUUGGACUUCAAGGUUUGGUUGAAGGUGGAUUUGGUAGACACCGGGAAUUGUUGAAUGGGAAUGAGUAAGCUAUGAGUUAAAAGGAAAUAAGGGAGUGGAUCGUUUACGAGUACAGUGGGAAAAUCGAGGGGAUUGUUCGAUGAAAGUUCGAAGAAUGGGAAAGAGAGAGUGAGGGUUGAGUAAAAGGAGGAAACCGGAAGUCAUCGACGAAGACCGGACGAAGAGAGCUGCAAGACAGACGCUAGGACGAGGAAUGAUCGUUUGCGCCCUACGAUUCGAUGGACAAAGGGGAAACCAUCAAGAAGCAGAUCGACGAAUAAACGAAGCGAUGUUUUCGUUGAUGGGUCGCGUCGAAAACGAUCGCAGCAACGAAUGGAUCGAAGAGUUAUGGAUCGUAAGAAGACCGCGGCGCGGACGAGACACGUGAGCAGUCGAAGGGCGCGUGCAUAUAAAUAUAAC
Molecule: messenger RNA, 1700 nt
Organism: Nomia melanderi (Alkali bee)
Lineage: Eukaryota; Metazoa; Arthropoda; Insecta; Hymenoptera; Halictidae
Gene: cpx
Product: synaptic transmission protein complexin
Biological process (GO): regulation of neurotransmitter secretion; neurotransmitter transport; synaptic vesicle exocytosis
Cellular component (GO): SNARE complex; terminal bouton
Molecular function (GO): syntaxin binding
Source: RefSeq, a predicted model, not a curated record